AUGGCUCGUAUCUUGGGAUCGCGCAUGACACGAAGUCAAAGCCGAGAAGCGAGUAUCGUCGCAAACAAGGCAUCCAAUGUUGGAUCAUUUGGCAAAAGUUGGCUGAGCGGCCUGACGGAGGAGCCUUCGACUCCUGCUUCAGGGUUCAUCGUACCCAGGCAAGUGAUACCAGAGUCACCUGAAAACCAUGAAGGUCAUACCAAUGUCUCUGGUACAACCUUGGGUCACAAUGAUGUGGAGCCCAGUGAUUCUCAAGCUGCCGAUAAAAUAGAGGCCCAUCUCCCGUUCAUCCAACAACAAGCGACCUUUGUCAUGACUCUUUUGGUUCCCCCAGGAUUGAACCCGGACACUCUGGCAGUUGAAGCAAGAAAGCUCAGCGACUCCAAACACCCACAUCGUAAACGUUUGAGGCGAUCCAUCGAAGGGUUGACAGAUGAACUGGAAGACUCGCCGCUCUCUCGGGAUGGCAAGUCCUUCUUGGACAUCUCUCAAGCUCGUCGUUUGCUUUCAUCCACUCAGUUAGAUGCAGCCAUUCCACAUCUGCACAUGACAAAUUGUGCUUUGUUGACCCUCAAUGUCUUUCUUCCCAGCAUGGGUACCAAGUCCCACUCGGAAUUCAUUCAGGAACUAGAUGCCCAAUUUCCCGCGUGUACUAUGGAUAGCUUUGCAGAUGACUCCAGCUCCAGAGAUAUUGGCGCUAGCAUUACCAGUGAAGCUACCUUCACUUUGGCCUUGAACAUUCGCACGCAGUUCUUCAUCAUGGAAUUGGACAGGCGUCAGCAGGAGCAUGACUUCAGUCCCUUCUCCAUUCUGAGACAGGUUUUUGCUAUGGACCUCACGCCCAAUGAGAAUGACUCUCAAGAUUCCCCUAGCUCCUUCCGUGGGUUCAACUUGCCAGGUAUCCUGCAGGAUGAUGAUGGGCAUCUCCCCGAGCAUCUCCCUGAAAAGUUCCUUAUUGCCGUGGGCGACCGGUAUAACGAUCUCCAGGAAGAACUCUCCGAGUGGGAUUCUGUCGAUAUUGAUGGAUUGAGAAAGGCAUAUCGGUGGCGUUCAUUCGAACGAGAUCUUGCACGCUGGGUUUGCACUCGUGAGAAAGAGAUCAAGGAUGACAUCAGACGCCUAUCAGAAAAGCAGGUGCAUAACUCACCUGGAAGCCGUCGCCUUACUUCCGUGCCAGCGGGCACUCCUAAUCGGCGCCAAUUAUCGACAGUACCUCCCAGCACUGAGGUCCGUCGCCAGACACCCUCGGUCCAAAAGACUCUUUCCCCUCGGAAAGAAAGAUUGGUGAACACAGCACCUGUGGUAGAUGAAACACCUGAACACGAUGUUCCUCCGCCAGAAACCGCGCCUAAAAAUGUUACUGAGCAAGGUAGUCCCAAGAAAGUCAAACAGCCGGUCACAAACGAUCCCAGUCGGCGCAAAUCCUUAAGCAAUUACCGAAACGCGGCUUCACUCGCGGCGCUCAAGAGGCGCCAGGAUACUAGUAUUCAACAAUCUUUUCCUGACGCCGAGUCGCAAGGCUCAAUUAUCUCCGCGAGCACCAGUAUUGUGGACCAGGCGGGUGUCCCUGGUUCCUCCGCUGAUAACAGGCCAAUCGCGGCUCAAGAGAUUCAACAAUCCCCUGACCUGAGAUAUCCAGACAUCGGGGAUGAGACUACAUAUGUAAACAAUGAUGAGGACCUGGACCUCGGCCAAGACGGAGAAAGCGACAUGGUGACAUCAACGAGCCCACCAGCUUCUGCUCGUAUUGAACGAGUUAGCCACAACCCCCGAUUCUUCGAUUCCCCGAGAAACGCAGAUUCGCAGCGAUCAAACAAGGAGCGCUCUGCGGCAAAUAAAACCGUCCCGGCCGCUCGGCGCUUCCUCGAUAAGCAGAAAAAUGCUAGAGUUGUGUCGCCGAUUAGCCAGUUUGAUUCUCAAGGCGCAACAAAGCACCACACUGUGCUUGGGAAGCGAGCUCGAGUUGAUGCAAGCCCCAGCGACGAGUCAGAUGAUGAGUUUGAAGAAGAUACUCACGAGAUUGAUCCCAGGCGUAGGGUCGAAAAGCCCACGCAGAGUUUACCUGUCGCGAAGCGACAGCGUCUACAGGACGAUGCGGAGUCUGGCUUAGGACGGUGGUUGCAAUCGAGCCGCAAUGGAUCAGGCAACGAAUCAAGUCAACAUCAGAAUUCUACACAAGUGGGCCGCAGGGCCCCAACAGUUGAAAGUACCGAUGUCACUGAUGAAGACGUCGCCCCUGAGCCGCUCGCUGCACCACCCAGUUCUCAAAGUCGCUGGGCACAGGCCAAUACCCAUGCUGCGAGCCACAACCAUUUAACUCAGAAGGCACACCAUCGAUGGACUGAUGAAGAAGAUGAACGUCUGAUCUACCUCAUGGGAAUCUGGGGCACUUCUUUUGCCACCAUCAAAAAGCAAGACGGCAGUUGUCCUGCAACUGAUGGUGGACCCUUGCUUGAGCGUCGCUCACAAAUCAAUUGCAAAGACCGUGCUCGCAAUCUGAAGAGGAAAUAUCUCAGAGAGGGCCGGCCACUUCCUCCUGGCCUCGAUAAAUCGACUGGUUGA
Molecule: messenger RNA, 2562 nt
Organism: Penicillium paradoxum
Lineage: Eukaryota; Fungi; Ascomycota; Eurotiomycetes; Eurotiales; Aspergillaceae
Exons: 4
Coding region: 1-2562 (853 amino acids)
Source: RefSeq, a predicted model, not a curated record